Pollicipes pollicipes is the source of this 755-nucleotide messenger RNA. Its product is annotated as heat shock 70 kDa protein 14. Lineage: Eukaryota; Metazoa; Arthropoda; Thecostraca; Pollicipedomorpha; Pollicipedidae. The coding region runs from base 18 to 755 and encodes 245 amino acids. Gene Ontology annotation, cellular component: cytosol; nucleus. The transcript has 4 exons. Gene Ontology annotation, biological process: protein folding. Gene Ontology annotation, molecular function: ATP binding; ATP-dependent protein folding chaperone. The record is from RefSeq and is a predicted model, not a curated record.
CCGCCGUGGUGCGCUACAUGGAGAAUGAGGAGGUGGUGGGCACGGCAGCCAAGCAGGGCUCGGUGCGGCACGCGGCCGUGACGGCGGCGCGCGCCCGCUGCCUGCUGUCGGCGGACGACCGCCAGGCGGCGCUGCAGUCGCGCCUCUGUCCGGCGGACGCGGAGCGCGGCUUCCUGGUGCGCCGCGAGGAGGGCGCCGAGCAGGUGCACUCGGCCACGGACGUGCUGGUCACCCUGCUGAAGCACCUGCACGACGUGGCGCAGCGACAGGUGGGCCUGGACCAGACCCAGUUCGACUCGGUGCUGGCCGUGCCGGCGUACUUCUCGGCCGACGAGCGGCGCGCGCUGCGCGAGGCGACCGAGGCGGCUGGCUUCCACGUGCGCCAGCUGGUACUAGAGCCGGUGGCGGCGCUGCUGGCGCACGGCGUCGGCCAGGCGCCGGACGAGGCCGGCGUCAGCGUGUGUCUGGUGGUGCGCGCCGGCGGCGCCACCUCCGACGCCAGCGUCCUCCGCUCGUCGUCAGGCAUGUACUCGCUGCUGGAGACCGUGCACCGGGCCGACCUCGGCGGCGACGCGCUCACCGACCUCGUGGCCGACUUCCUGGCCGCCGAGUGCACGGCCAAGUGGAAGACGGACCCGCGCGAGUCGCGCAAGGCGCUCGCCAAGCUCCGCUCGGCCGCCGAGGUGGCCAAGCACGUGCUCUCGUCGAUGGCGACGGGCGCAGCGCUCGUGGCUGACGUGCCCGCCUGCGGGUGA